Cajanus cajan (pigeon pea) is the source of this 741-nucleotide messenger RNA. The record is from RefSeq and is a predicted model, not a curated record. Lineage: Eukaryota; Viridiplantae; Streptophyta; Magnoliopsida; Fabales; Fabaceae.
UACUUGCUGCUAAGUUAGAUUUAUGUUUUUGUUUUGAACACCAGCUACUCAGAAGACUGUCGAUGGGCCAUCAGCCAAAGACUGGAGAGGUGGAAGGGCUGCUUCAUUUAACAUCAUUCCUAGCAGCACCGGAGCUGCCAAGGCUGUUGGGAAAGUCCUCCCAUCUUUGAAUGGAAAAUUGACUGGAAUGGCAUUCCGUGUUCCUACUGUCGAUGUCUCUGUUGUUGACCUCACAGUGAGGUUGGAGAAGCCAGCUUCAUAUGAAGAUAUUAAAAAUGCUAUCAAGGAGGAGUCAGAGGGCAAGUUGAAGGGAAUUCUUGGUUACACCGAAGAUGAUGUGGUCUCCACCGACUUUGUGGGUGAUAGCAGAUCAAGCAUUUUUGAUGCAAAGGCUGGAAUUGCAUUGAGUAAGAAUUUUGUGAAGCUUGUGUCGUGGUACGACAAUGAGUGGGGAUACAGCUCCCGCGUGAUUGACCUGCUUGUUCACGUUGCCAAGAAGUCUGCAUAAAUAGUACCUUAUUAUGUUUAGUGUCUUGCUCGUGAAAAAAAUGAGUCUGAAUAAAUCUGUUUUCCCGAACCAGUGCACUGUUAGGAGCAUUAAGCUGCUCUUCUCUCUUUUCUAGCUUUUUGGCGUGGCAUCUUUUGUGGAGGGGAUGGAGUUUUUGUACUUUUAUAUACUUGCUGAUGUUGUACUCGGCUUUAUUGAUUCUAAUAUUAGACACUUGCCCUCCUUUAUUCAAC